AUGAGAGUCGGAAGUUCGCGCCCAGCGCUGCUGGUACGUCUCCUGGCGGUAGCCGUGCUGGUGACUAUCGCGGGGGGAGAGAGGGGCGAUGAACACGAGGGGCACCACGACGAACACCAUGGUCCCUUUGGACUCGGAGAACACGGAGAACACGGAGAUCACGAGCACCACCACCCCGAGGGCUUCGAAGGGCAUGACGGCCACCAUGGACCAUUUGGAGAGCACGAGCACCAUGAAGGAGAGGCGGGGCACGAGGUCCACGCAGAGGAGUGCACGCAGACACAGACCCAGGCGGCGUUGAAAGCAACCGCGAACUACGUGAAGUGCGCCUUCCUUGACUACGCGGACUUCCAGGCCUUGGUGCACGCCGACGUGGCCAUUCUCGAAGAUGCGGCGGCUUGCUUCAAGACCAAGGCCGACGAGAUCGCGGAGGAGAUUCCCCCGCCGGACGACAACAUGAGCGAGGAGGAAGUGAAGGCCCUUGAGCAAGAGACCGCCGAAAAGCUCGCGACGGCGUUCCAGGAGUGCGUGAAGGAGGCCGAGGCGGGGGACGAAGAGGCAUCGCAAGCCACCGUGCAGUUCCUGGAGAAGUUGCUCGCGGAGGAGAGCACGAUCUGCGCCUGUUUGUCGCCGUUCUUGAUCAAGAUGCCGACCUGCGGGCCGUGGAUAAGGUACCACGACGUCGGAAAAAUCGUGCAAAACGUGUUGGUCGCCGAAGUAGACCUCACUCCCGAAGAAAAGGACUCUCAAGAUGACGCCAUUGUUGCGGUACUCCCUGCGGAGAACACGAAGAAGCUCGAAGAGCAGCAGCAGGAGGAGGAGGAAGGCAGCACCGCCGAGGCGGGGAUAGGGGGGGAGGAGGAGGAGGAGCACCCCGCCCACCUCCCCAACGCCUUUGGCCCUUGCCCCCCCGGACAGGAAGCACACCCUUCGGACCCGAAAGCCUGCCAGCCUUCUAUGAACUCCGAGGAGUACCAGGGAGAAGAAUUCGGCGAUGGACGAGACGGUAGGCGUGAGGGAGGCGGGAUGAUCAGCCUCGGCUUGUCGGUGAUGGGCGUGGUCGCGGUGGGCGGAGUUGUGGGCGUCGGCGGCGUUUGGGCGUGGGGAAAGUUUCAGAGCGGCACGCGGCAGCCCGGAGUCCGGUACAUGGCGACCGGCCUGGACAACAACAUCGGCACGGAGCUGGGACCAUUCGGCCGCCAGUACGCUUGAUGGUUUGAUUGGUCGAUCAGCUGCGCGGUUGUGGUCUGUUUAGUGGGCUUCGUGCGGCGACGACAAAGGACGACAGCCUUUUCUCUGGGCGACCGGCGGCGGGGAGACGUUUUGUUUUUUCGUCUUUCGCGGCUGUUUGUGCCGUGGGAUGGAAGGAUCGAUUUUCGGAGAACCCUUGCUGUAGGCGUUUUUGUAUCGGUUUCGGGUCAAUGCUGCCGUUCCGGGGCAGCCCAGCUGGUAUCCUACGGGUAAGGGCAGGGGCACGCAUACCGUGUCCUCCGCGGAGGGGGAGGUGUUUGAUGCGUGAGGUUGUCUUGCAAGGCAGUUUGAAGGUUAAGGUUUGUCGCGAGGCUGUGAACGCGCGGCUCCCCGUUCGCCGUUAGACACGCGCUUCGAUUAUAUGCAGGUAGAAUACGAAGGUUGACACUUUCUCAGAUGUCGGCCUGCACCGACCGCAACAACAGCGCAGAGAGGCUAGAAAACGAGAGAGAGUUGGACGGAGACGAUAUCAAAGACAAAGACUGGUGGUUGGCCUGUGUGCUGCGAUGUCGUCAGGCGCUUGUAGCAGCCGUCUCGUGUUCGCGGUUGUUGGUCAGAUCAACAAAGGGACCGCUGAUAUGACCGUUGAUGUUACCGUGGAUGAGACCAUUGAUACGGGAGAGGUGGGUGCAAAUCGUGUAGCUGGUGUGUGGCUUGUCUGUUUCCCUUCUUUUUUUUUUUUGCGGUCGUCGUGUAGACUUUCUGUUGGAUAAAUAACCUAUCCUUCCUGUUUGUACCUC
Messenger RNA from Ectocarpus siliculosus, 1991 nucleotides. NCBI's taxonomy places the organism in Eukaryota, Phaeophyceae, Ectocarpales, Ectocarpaceae. The record is from the annotation of a GenBank genome assembly.